Brassica napus (rape) is the source of this 1664-nucleotide messenger RNA. RefSeq names its product phosphatidylinositol/phosphatidylcholine transfer protein SFH11-like. The transcript is spliced from 11 exons. Bases 215 to 1438 code for a protein of 407 amino acids. Lineage: Eukaryota; Viridiplantae; Streptophyta; Magnoliopsida; Brassicales; Brassicaceae. The record is from RefSeq and is a predicted model, not a curated record.
GGCUAUGGUAGGCCCAUUUUAUCUCUAAAAUAAAAAAAAAACAAACGUCACAAUGGGAAUGCAUUGGCCGUUAUUCUCUCAGCCGAACUUUUCCCGCGCCGAGAGAAACCUAUUAUUCGAUUUUCACCACUUUUCUUUUCCUUGCUCUCUGCUUCACUUCUCCUUCUUCAUUAGUUUUGAACUCUGAAAACAGAGUCCAUGAUCGUUGUCACAGAUGCAAGAAACAGAGGUGAGUGCCAGAGACAUACACAUAUCUGAUGGUUCCGAAGAAGAAGAUUCAAUGCAACCUGAUCUCUUUCACGAACAGCACAUCUCAAACAAUGAACAAAUGGUUGAAGCGUUUCGUAACUUGCUUCUCCUCCACGGCCAGUUACCUGCAAAGCACGGAGAUCGCAAUACACUUCUCAGGUUUCUAAAAAUGAGGGAUUUUGAUUUGGGGAAAGCCAAAGAUGCGUUUUUGAACUAUAUGAAGUGGCGGGUUGAUUCUAAAGUGGAUAUGAUCUCUAAGGAGUUUAAGUACGAGGAGUACGGUGAGGUGAAGAGGCAUUACCCUCAUGGGUUUCAUAAGGUAGACAAAAGUGGUAGGCCAAUCUACAUCGAGAGACUAGGGAUGGUUGACUUGAACGCGUUUUUGAAAGCAACCACCAUUGAGAGAUAUGUUAAGUAUCAUAUCAAGGAGCAAGAGAAAACGCUGAGCUUGAGGUAUCCGGCGUGUUCGAUUGCUUCAGAGAAACAUGUUUCUUCUACCACAACGAUCUUGGAUGUCUCUGGAUUGGGAAUGUCAAACUUUUCGAAAUCUGCAAGAUCUCUCUUCAUGGAGAUUCAGAAGAUAGACAGCAACUAUUACCCUGAGACGUUGCAUCGCCUCUUCGUUGUGAAUGCCAAUUCUGGAUUUCGGAUGCUGUGGCUUGCACUCAAGACCUUUCUUGAUGCUCGGACAUUAGCCAAAGUUCAGGUGCUAGGACCCAACUACCUUGGAGAGCUACUUGAAGCAAUAGAUCCAAGCAACUUACCAACAUUUCUUGGAGGAAACUGCACCUGUUCAGAUCGUGGAGGGUGUCUUUUCAGUGAUGAAGGACCCUGGAAUGAUCCAAACAUCGAGGCAAAGAUCCAGGAGACUUUCACAAUGGGAGAUGCUGAUUCUGAGGAACAUACUAUGGAUAAAGUCUCAGAAAAUGCUUCAACCAAUCAAAAAGAGAAUUCAGGCAAGAACAUGAUUACUUUGAAGAAGUAUGCUUCCCUGAGAGAUGCUGUUAAGGAAGCACAGAAGAGAAUUGAAAUGUUAGAGAUGUCACUUCAUGAAACAAAAAGGGCCAUGAAUGGACUUUCCGAGAUCAUUGAGACCAUUAAACCAAAUCAAACCGAAACAACCAAUAGCCAAAUGCAAACCGGUUUAGAUCGUAAGCCAAUAGUUAGGAAAAUGUCCGGUUUGAGCUGAAGGAAAUAUCACAUCACUGAUGAUGUCGUUUGUGUGUUACUAGGACGAUAAAUGCAAUCAUGUGUGGAGCCAAUCUGUCACACAUGCAACUGCACGUGUGAUUGAUUACUGAACUUCAGUUUGAUCCUCUUCCCGAUGUCAAAUGCUUCAUUGGCAGAACAAUAAAUAUUUUAUUUACAUUCAAGCCACUUUAUAGUAAAAAAAGGAUUGUGAUGAUUAUGGAUUA